This is a messenger RNA of Prorocentrum cordatum, 487 nucleotides long. NCBI's taxonomy places the organism in Eukaryota, Dinophyceae, Prorocentrales, Prorocentraceae. The record is from the annotation of a GenBank genome assembly.
AGGGCGCUGGGGCGCCCAACCACGGCAAGCCGAACCAGCCAAAGCCGCCACAGGACGAUGAGGAGGAGAAGACCGUGACGUUGGAGCUGGAGUUGUUCAUGCUCGUGGCGCGGGUGGCAGCCACAGGCGCGGCGUUGCAGGCGGAGGCCUCGCCUGGCGGCCCGCUGUUCUUUCAACGACCCUCUCAUGUGCCGGGCCCACGCGGCCAGACUAGGACGCGGAUGCGUGGCCGUUCAUCGCUGGAGCUGGCGCAAGAGGCGCGGCAACGCGUGGCUGCCGCCUUGGCGGAGCAGUCUGCCGCGAUGAUGGUAUGGAGCCAGAGUCAGGGCUUGACUACGGAGCGGGUGCAGCGCUGCGAGAGGAUCAAGGAGCUCUUCGUGGUGGGGACGAUCGUGCCGCCAGAUGGCAAACCCAAGGUGAGCCAGAACGACAUCAAGUCGAAGUUUGAUAUCAUCAAGGCGAUCUUGACGAGGCUGAAAGGCCGGCC